AUGAAUGCGGCUCCAUUUCCGUUCAGGGCAUCUCACCACCGCCGAGCACACUCCGAGGUCAACUUCCGGCUACCGGACGACCUAGAUCUGGUAUCAGACACCUUCGAUGCACCCUCUGGAAGCUUCGAAGAGCUUGGAUCUGAGGACGAUUUGUUUUGUACUUAUAUGGACAUUGAGAAGCUCGGAUCCAACUUGACUGACGGCGGCGGCAGCGGCGGAGGUGGUCUAGACAUCGGUCGGAUCAGCAAUUCCGGUGGUGGUGGUGGAGCUUCGGAGGAUAACAAUGGUGACGGUGAAAAGAGCAGUUCCAGACCUCGACAUCGGCAUAGCAAUUCAAUGGAUAGUUCCAGUCUUUAUAGUGAAAGUAUUGAAGCUAAGAAAGCAAUGGCUCCUGAUAAGCUUGCUGAAUUGUGGACUAUUGAUCCUAAACGCGCUAAGAGGAUUUUAGCGAAUCGACAAUCUGCUGCUCGAUCGAAAGAGAGGAAAGCACGCUAUAUAUCGGAACUUGAGAGAAAAGUUCAGACCCUACAAACAGAAGCAACCACCCUUUCAGCUCAGUUAACUCUGUUUCAGAGAGAUACAACCGGCCUUUCAUCUGAAAACACCGAGCUUAAGCUCCGAUUACAGGCUAUGGAACAACAAGCUCAGUUACGUGAUGCUCUGAAUGAGGCACUGAAGCAGGAAGUGGAAAGGCUGAGAGUUGCAACCGGAGAAAUAGCAAGCUGUUCAGACGGAUACAAUCUAGGGAUGCAUCAUGUUCCUUAUAACCAACCAAACUUCUUCACAAACCAAAACCAACCCGACCCACAAAAAUACCACCACCACCACCCGCUACUUGCCGCCACCCAUGGCGGUGCCCUCUCAAACACAUUGCAACAGGAUCCACUUGGGCGGUUCCAAGGGCUUGACAUCAGUAACCGAAACGGUUCUCAUCUUGUCAAAACCGAAGGGCCUUCGAUCUCUGCUAGUGAAAGCAGCAGUACGUUUUAAAUCUCAACUUUAUUUUUUAAAUUGUUUAUAGAUUGACAUGUGUCGUUUUAGUCUCCACAAAAACCAUUUUCUUUCAAAAUUUUAUUUAUUUAAUUUUCACAUGAUUAAUUAGGGUUUUAGGAUUUAACAAGUUCUUCACCAAGUUCUUUGGUGUUGUGUUAAAAUCGGGUGUUGGAGAAUUUGCGUCGUUGUGUAGUGUCUGUUGUUAUUCAUUCAACUCUCACCAUUGUUUUGUGUUAAUUCAUUUAACUGAAUUUAUUUAUUGUGUUUUUUUUUU
Messenger RNA from Lactuca saligna, 1267 nucleotides. The record is from the annotation of a GenBank genome assembly. Lineage: Eukaryota; Viridiplantae; Streptophyta; Magnoliopsida; Asterales; Asteraceae.